Molecule: messenger RNA, 1932 nt
Organism: Asparagus officinalis (garden asparagus)
Lineage: Eukaryota; Viridiplantae; Streptophyta; Magnoliopsida; Asparagales; Asparagaceae
Product: synaptotagmin-5-like
Exons: 11
Coding region: 133-1674 (513 amino acids)
Cellular component (GO): endoplasmic reticulum
Molecular function (GO): lipid binding
Source: RefSeq, a predicted model, not a curated record
UCGUCGAUCUGAAAAAAAAAAAAAAAAAACAAAAAAAACAAAUGAGAUAGCGACGGGAGACCGGGGCCCAUUCGAUAACAUCUUCUCGCUUUGUCGGUCUUCGAGAUUCGUGCGCCAGGGUUUCGAUAGGCGAUGGGUUUUGUGUCGGGGAUGGUUAUGGGGGUGAUGUUGGGAAUCGCGCUCAUCGCCGGAUGGAGCCGCAUGAUGAUGCAUCGAAGCACCAAGCGCGUCAGCAAGGCUGUCGACGUAAAGCUCCUGUCUUCUCUUAACCGAGAGGAUCUGAAGAAACUCUGCGGUGACAAUUAUCCUGAGUGGAUAUCUUUUCCUGCAUUCGAACAGGUGAAGUGGUUGAAUAAGCAACUGAGCAAACUAUGGCCUUUCAUUGCUGAAGCUGGGUCAAUGGUCAUUAAGGACUCUGUUGAGCCAAUAUUAGAAGAUUAUCGUCCACCUGGAAUAUCGUCGCUUAAGUUUAGCAAACUCUCCCUCGGAUAUGUAUCACCUAAGAUUGAAGGUAUUCGAGUGCAGAGCCUUAAGGAAGGUCAAAUUAUAAUGGAUAUUGACUUGAGAUGGGGUGGAGAUCCGAACAUAAUUCUUGCAGUGGAUACACUUGUAGCUUCAUUGCCCAUUCAGUUGAAGGAUCUCCAGGUCUUUACUGUGAUCCGUGUUAUUUUCCAGCUUUCUGAAGAGAUCCCCUGUAUUUCUGCUGUUGUGGUUGCCCUUCUUUCAGAGCCAAAGCCUAGAAUAGAUUACACUUUAAAAGCUGUCGGAGGAAGCCUAUCUGCUAUUCCUGGUCUUUCAGACAUGAUAGAAGAUACCGUGAAUUCAAUUGUCUCAGACCAGCUCCAAUGGCCUCAUAGAAUUGUUGUUCCCCUUGGUGGUGUAGAUGUGGACACGAGUGAACUUGAGCUUAAACCUCAAGGAAAGCUUACAGUAACUGUAGUGAAGGCUAGUGCUUUGAAAAAUAAGGAAAUGAUUGGUAAAUCCGAUCCUUAUGUGGUUCUGCACAUACGUCCCAUUUGGAAGGUUAAAACAAAAGUGAUCGACAAUAAUCUCAAUCCAGUAUGGAACGAGACAUUUGAGUUGAUUGCUGAAGACACCGAGACCCAAGCUCUUAUCCUUGAGGUUUUUGAUGAAGACAACCUUGCCCAAGACAAAAGAUUGGGUGUAGCCAAGUUGCCAUUGAUAGACCUCGAACCUGAAAAAGCAAAAGAGUAUGACCUCAGAUUGUUGCCGUCAUUGGAUAUGCUGAAGACCAAAGAUAAAAAGGACAGAGGGAUUCUCACUGUUAAGGUUGUGUACCACAUAUUCACCAAAGAAGAACAAAUCGCAGCACUCGAAGCAGAGAAGAGAUCUCUGGAGGAGAAAAAGAGAAUGAGGGAGACCGGUGUGGUAGGGACUGCAGUCGACGCUGUGGGUGGGGCAGCGUCGAUGGUAGGGUCAGGAGUCGGGCUAGUUGGCACUGGUGUCGGUGCUGGUGUCGGGCUCGUUGGGACCGGUGUCAGUGCUGGUGUUGGGCUCGUUGGGAGUGGACUGGGUGCGGUUGGGUCUGGUGUCGGGACUGGUGCUGGUUUGGUUGGGAGUGGGCUGGGUGCAGUUGGUAGUGGGAUUAGUAGAGCCGGUAAGUUUAUGGGCAAAAGUGUGACUAAUCAAUUCAACAGUGGCCGGAGGACGUAGGAAAUGGACUGUGGGAUUGUGGUGCUGAGAGAAAUGGGAUCUCAAAAGCAUGAAGUUUACUUAUUCUCUCUCUCAAAAGAAAAGAUUUAUUCUAUAGAGGAACCUGUAUGGGAUUUUGUCCCCCCUUGUGAUUUUCAGAAGCUUGUUGAUUUCUUUGUAGCUCCAUGUUAUCUUUCACACUGUUGGAAUUAGCACGAAAACAAUGGAAUUUGUCAGAUUCAAAUACUUCUAUAAAACACACCCAAAUUUUGAUAGAAA